AUGCUGAAAAAUUUACCAACAUCGACCAGCAUGCUAAAUCUGUGCCGACCUUUGGUGGCUCGUCAGUUUCCCUUGCAGCCGUUUAUAAGACUAGUCACAACUGCGCAACUGGCGAAUCGGAUUCCAGGCGACAGGUAUUACGAAAUCAAGGAUAAUGUGGACGAUUACCUUUACUACAAAUCGCUGACCCCAAGAGUUAGAGAUAUCGUGUACACGAAAGAUGACCACUUAGCGAUGCUGAACAGAAACGCGAUAGAUCUUGAAGGAAGACCACUGACACCAAAACCGGUUCCCGGGGCACCAUCAAGACUGAGAUUUUCUUUUUUCAUCGAUGGACUGUUACUGCCUGCAGAGCUCGAUGAUCUAUUUCCUGUAAUAACCAAGCUCGAUUUGCAUGCUCCCGAACUUCUCAACGAGAUGGUGAUAAAGUCAUUCUUGUACAAGGCAGCUGAGUUUAACAAGUUGUCAGACGCUUUGAGUCUUGUGUUUCAGCUGGAAACUUAUAAAUCCAAUCUUAGAUUCAACCAAACCGUAUCCGAGGCUGUCAUUUUAUUGCGAGCUCUAGAGGUUGAGAAGAGUAAGAUCACGUCUUUACAAUGGUUCAACGUGAAAACCAGAUUUGUUAGAAGACCAGACCGCAAACACCGAAAGAAGGUGAACGAGCCAAGCUCCUUGUUGACUGAACUUUGCGGAUUUAUCAACCUCGAAAGAGCCCAGGUGGAGACAUUUGGAGAGCCAGAUGCCUUGGUCACUAAGGCCGUUGAAAAGACUUUUGAUAGAUUGCAAGGCUUUGCUGGAUUCAACAUUGCAGACUUCAAGAAAUCCAACUUGAUCAAGAUGUACUACGGUCUGGAGCAUAUUUAUACUAUCACCAAGUAUCUUUCGCAUUGUGUUGCUAGAGCACCAGAGCUACCAUAUUCAUCCAAGUAUUCUGACCUUGUGAAACAGAACGAAGCAUUUAUUUCGGAAGCAGAGGCUUUGCAGCAGAAGAUCGGCAAGAAGGAGACGCAGCUCGAAAAGCUCGAGGCGCUCAAGUUUGAACGGAAGAGAAAACUUGCAGAAGAGACCGAAGAAGCCGACAAGACUGAGUAA
Messenger RNA from Ogataea haglerorum, 1092 nucleotides. RefSeq lists its product as uncharacterized. The record is from RefSeq and is a predicted model, not a curated record. The transcript has a single exon. NCBI's taxonomy places the organism in Eukaryota, Fungi, Ascomycota, Pichiomycetes, Pichiales, Pichiaceae. Bases 1 to 1092 code for a protein of 363 amino acids.